Nymphaea colorata (pocket water lily) is the source of this 1555-nucleotide messenger RNA. RefSeq lists its product as uncharacterized. The record is from RefSeq and is a predicted model, not a curated record. The coding region runs from base 657 to 1283 and encodes 208 amino acids. The transcript is spliced from 4 exons. NCBI's taxonomy places the organism in Eukaryota, Viridiplantae, Streptophyta, Magnoliopsida, Nymphaeales, Nymphaeaceae.
CCCAUUAUUGUUGUCUGAAAAAGGGAGAAAACUCUAAUUGUCUUUGUUAUCGUGUGGGUGCAAUAAAAUCUUGUAGCAAUAUUGGCAUUUUUCUCGUUUCUUGGUUUCAUUUCCAAAGCAGAAUUUUUUCCGCCAUUCGGUAGAUUCCUAGAGUACUAUUUUCUGUUUUUUUUUUUUUCCACUUAUUUACGUGCUUGUUGGGAGUUGGUCAGAGCGGCAUUAAAGACACUUUUGAUUUGUUGGCGCUCGUAGAUCAAGCCAUUUCGAGGAAACAUCUUGGUGGAGAAUUGGCUCCCUAAGGCCCUUUCGGUGCCACCUUUGUUCCACUUCAGCUCGUUUCCCUCUUUCUUUAGUUCAGUGGUGAAUUGUGAAGUGGAAUGCGUCUUCAGUUUGUCUCCCUUUUAGGAACUCUUUGAGCAGCCGCUGAUUUUUCUGUUUUUAAGGGUUUUCCUUCAAGAAAAAUGCUUAUUCGCCAGAGCUCAAUGGUGGUGGUGAUGACCCGAAUUUUAGAAUGUUGUAUUGAAGGUUGUUUUGUGGUUUGACUCGUUUCUUGUCAAAAUCGAGUUCCUCAGUUUAUGGAACUUGAUCUUGUGUCGGUUGCUCUUGGCACUCGAUGAUUUUCUUUCCCAGCCUUUUCUGACUGAAGCGUGAGAUCCAUGGCUCAGCAGAACGAUGGAUGGCCCCUUGGCUUGCAACCUUUACAUGUGAGAGUGAGAUUGAUGGAAAACCGUGUUUUAACAGAAGCCAAUGCUUUCAACACAUUGAUUGCUGUAUCCCCAAGUGUGUCUUCACGCUCUUCAUCAGAUCUUGAUACAGUGUCAACUACAUCUUUCUUACAUGAGAAGAGCAUCACUCUGGGGAACUUGAUCGGCCUUCCUCGUGAGUUGGAGGUCUCAAGUGCAAGAAUAGAUGUCCAAGAUGUUCAAAGCAGGAGAAGCCACCACAAGAAUUCUCGGCCCCGGGUUUGGUGCUGUCUAUCUUCAGCAACAGGGAGUCACCCCUUGGAUCAUCCUUCUGCCUCUCAAUCUCUAGGCCAUUUUCUUGAAGUUGAAAGGGCUGCUGCUCGCAACCGAAGUCAGAACCUGUUCAUCAAUUUUAUGUAUGAAGAAUUCACGGCUAACCCAUCGAUUGUAGGAAAUAACCCGCUGUUUUCAGGUGGCCAAGUUCUCCCUCCACAAGCCGAAAACCCAUCAAAUAAACUGCACCGGCGGCCUGCAGAAAUAAGCUGUUCAUGGUUAACUCUUUUCCCUGGGCUGUGUGGCCAAACUAGUGACCACUCCUAGCCUUGUGAAUCUAAAGCUUGACUAGUCGACUUUCAAAGCCUUUUCUGAGGUUCUGAUAGCAAGAUUUCAGUCAUUUUGACCCAAGUCACAAUAUUGUUUCUUUGGGAUUUGAGUCUCAUGCUCAAAUAAAUUCAGAGAAGUGUUAUCGUCCCAUCCGUCUUACUGUGUACCGGUUAACAUUUGCAUUCAUUUUAUUUGACAAGCUUUGCAAUUGUACACUGUAAUUUUUUCAGAACAAACUGCGAAUAGUAUGCUGACAGCACUAAAUGUAA